UUCCCACUCAUUUAAAUUCUUUUAUAUAUUUCACACAUUUUAAAUAAUUUUCCCCAUUUUCUUCACUGGCUGCUUCUUCACCUGAGUCUUGCUGCAACUAUUCAUCACUAGGGUUUGCAGACGAAGCCCAAAUUUCAAUCAAAAAAGAGACCGGGUAGUUCAAAUUUGUUGCCCUAAAAUGGAUCCGAGCAGCUCUUCAAGUAAAAACCAAACAAAAAAGCAGAGUUUAAGAGAAGAUUAAUCAAAUUGAGUGUCGAUUCAGAUUUUCUUUUAGUAAAUUUUGAAUCUCCUUGCAUAAUCAUGGUGACAAUAUGCCUGCAGUGUGGCGAUAAAGGAUUCACUAACGCAUUGAUUGAAUGUGAGAAAUGUCAGAAUGCUUCUGUGCAUCGCUAUUGUCUCGAUGUAAUACCCGAUAUUUCAGAUGAAUAUGUUCGUUGGCUUUGUGACGACUGUAAAGCCGAAGCACCAAAGGGAAAUAUUGGAAAACGGAAGGUUGAUUUAGCGACAGUUCAAACAGAGGAAAAUAACAAGAAAACUAGACGUGUUAAAGAAUUCAUCGUUAAUAACAAUGCGUCGUCGAAGCAACGUUACGAGGAGAACAUAGUAACAGACAUCAAUGAAUCCACCACAUCGACGAACGAUUCCACAUUAGAAAAUAAGGUUUCUGACCAGAGAGAUCAGAAGUGUAUCUCUUCGAGUUCUUUCGAUUCGGAUACCGAUCGUUUGAGAAGUUGUUCAAAGAAGAAGAGAACUGUUGUUUCUUCUGAAAAUGUGGCGGAGGAGCAAAUGCAUGUAACUGGCUCUGCUAAUACGAGCAGCUUACGUGACGAGUUUCCGAAACACGAAGGUACCACAGCUGCCGAACCAGUUAUCGAGCCAGUAUGGAGUACGGACUCGCAACACGUAUACGGCCCACGCGACGCGUCCUUAUUGUAUCUUCAGGCGAAGCAUAGAUCGCAAGCCGUCAUGGAGGGUGCCAUCGACGAGACGCUACGUGGGAGGCGCGCGGACAAGGGUUUAUGGUCGUUAUUUCAAAAACGCCACCCCCACCGUAGAGUGCUACGGAAUCUGGUCCGCAUGGGAUUCUACGGCGUGUAUCGUUGCGGGCGCAUAGCGGUGGAUUACCACCUCAUCACCGCCUUGGUCGAGAGAUGGCGGCAGGAGACCCACACAUUUCAUUUCCGCACCGGGGAGGCGACCGUCACACUGCAGGACGUGGCUCUGAUGUGGGGCCUAAGAAUCGAAGGCCGCCCCGUCACCGGUGUGGAUGUAACGAGAUCAGUGGGCGAUUGCCAGGUGUACUGCCAGCUCAUGCUGGGGUUUACGCCCACCGAGUCUCAACUUAGGGGAGGAAGCUUACAUGUUUCCGCCCUCGCAUCGCAUAUGAAGAAUCGCCCCGUCACUGACGACAGUUCGGAAGAGCACGUGGAGCAAUACACGCGUGGACUAGCGUUCAUGUUGUUUGGUGGCGUCAUGUGUUCCGACAAAACUUCGACUUCGAUCUCGUUGAUGUAUCUUCAAAAUUUUGAAGUAAUUGAUGAAGUUGGUUCGUAUAGUUGGGGUAGUGCCGUGCUAGCGUUUUUGUAUCGCGAGUUGUGUUGGGCGGCUCAUAAAAAUAAAUCCAAUAUCGGUGGUCCUUUGCAGUUAUUACAGAUUUGGGCAUGGAUGAGGAUAUCACCACUGACUCCCGUUCACGUUGAUAAAAACGUAGAUAUGUCUCAAAUUGUUGACCAUGACAACGUAUUUCCAAUUCCGCCAUAUGGUGCACGGUGGAUCGGACGAAUGAGUUACACUCAAUCUAGUAGACAUAGUGUACGUCUAUAUCGGGCAAUUCUCGAUCAAAUGCUCCCACACCAGUUUUCUUGGCAGCCGUACGAUCGUACGGAUCCCGAGUUUAUUACUUUGGCUAAAGAUCGCGAUAUUGUUAACCAAUCCCUAUGGUUACUGACGUGUCCGUUGAUAUGCUUUUCGCUAGUCGAAAUAUACCGCCCCGAAAGGGUACUUCGACAAUUUGGGAUGCGACAGCACAUCCCUUCGAAUCCAUCGAACCCCGAAUGCGAUAUCGCACUGCACAAAUCCGACCGUAGGGGCAAUGCGGGAAGAAAUUGGGAGGAACAUCACAAUAGAUACAUUUUCGAGUGGCGAAAUCGGUACAAGCACACGAUAGACGCUUCGACUCUCGCGGGCCCCACCUCGGAGAAGGGUUACGACGCGUGGUACGAAAGACACACGCGUCGCUUCGUGUCGCCGGUCGACACGCUGCGAAAUUCCGGUCUGCAAAUUGGAGAUCCGAUUUUUAUGGAUAUGGUGGCGGAUAAGCUUACGUCCAUGAGCAUGCUAAUUAGGACGAGGACUCCGAAUGAUGACGUGGCGCUUAACGAUUUGCUCGAGAAAUACGCGGGCGUUGUUGAUGUGGCAGCGUGUAUGCUCAGGAACAGACGCGUGCCGGAACAUAUGCUUCACAUGUCUACAACACGUGAAGCGUAAAUUCACGCGAAUUCGAAGAUUUGCUGUAAUGGUGGCAGAAGCAUCAGUGUGUGAGACAAAAAGUCAAAUCUUCAAGGGAGCAUGUUUCAGGAAUGACAACUGUGCUUCAAUUUG
This is a messenger RNA of Erythranthe guttata (spotted monkey flower), 2601 nucleotides long. NCBI's taxonomy places the organism in Eukaryota, Viridiplantae, Streptophyta, Magnoliopsida, Lamiales, Phrymaceae. The record is from RefSeq and is a predicted model, not a curated record.